Molecule: messenger RNA, 720 nt
Organism: Alnus glutinosa
Lineage: Eukaryota; Viridiplantae; Streptophyta; Magnoliopsida; Fagales; Betulaceae
Exons: 1
Coding region: 1-720 (239 amino acids)
Source: RefSeq, a predicted model, not a curated record
AUGGUUGGAGGAGGUGACCUAAACGAAAAUGGAGGGAAAGCUGUAGGAAACGAAAUAAAUGAGAAUGAAGUUGGAGGUAUGGGAAACGGAAAUGAAGGAGAAGCUAUGGGAAAUGGAAUAAACGAAAAUGGAGGAGAAGCUAUAGAAAACAAAAUAAUUAAAAAUGAAGGGGAAGUGGUAGGAAACGAAAUAAAUGAAAAUGAAGUAGGAGGUAUGCCAAACGAAAAUGGAGGAAAAGUUGUGGGAGACGAAAAUGAAGGAGAUGCUAUGGUCGGAGUCGAUGCCGGAAACGAAAAUGGAGGAGAUGAAAUUGGCGAAUGGAAUUAUUAUGUGCCGAGUUUUGGGUUUUUAAUUCACCUAUAUGACUUUCUUGAACGGGACAAUCUGCCGCCUUGGGAUGAGCCUCGGAAUGAUGAUGAUGAUGAUGAUGAUUAUUAUGAACCAGAAAUUCCUCUUCAUUACGACAACUAUAAUGAAUACCACGAGGCCAUGAACGCAUUGAACGUAGAAUAUGAUGAAGACGUUGAGGAUGAAAAUGAUGAAGACGUGAUGGAUGAAGAUGAGGGUGGAGCCGGAGUUGAAGAUAUUGGCGGAGAUGAAAAUGAUGUUGGAGGCAAAGAGCCUGGCCAAACCAAUCAGCAAGAAGCUCCAAGGACUCUACCCAUAGAAGAUCAAAUUUCAGUGAAAAGAAUAUCGAAUUUUGAUGAUGAUGAUGAGUAA